Messenger RNA from Anneissia japonica, 1037 nucleotides. Its product is annotated as cartilage intermediate layer protein 1-like. The coding region runs from base 261 to 758 and encodes 165 amino acids. The transcript is spliced from 7 exons. NCBI's taxonomy places the organism in Eukaryota, Metazoa, Echinodermata, Crinoidea, Comatulida, Comatulidae. The record is from RefSeq and is a predicted model, not a curated record.
GAUGACGUCAUAAUUUAUUCCUCUUGCGUUGCGUUCAUCUUGAGUACGUUAAUUUCCGGAUUUUACGUGCUUGACGUACGUUAGUUACGGGUUUGCACAUGCGUAUUUUGAUUUGUUUAAAAAAGGGGCGGAGCCAUCCCGCUGCAUGUUGGGUACUAACGUAAAAGUUAGGGUUAACGUCGUGCGGCGAAAACUACCUAAUGUCAGCUCAUUCAUCGCAAAGGCAUACGCAUAAGCAACGGCUGUAAGGCAACAACGCAAUGUUCAGACCACUAUCGAAACAUGCCAUAUACCUAUGCUGGCUUUACAUAGUAAGCGUAUUGUUGGGAAUUCCAUGUAGAGCACAGAAGCCCACUUGGACCCCUUGGUACAACCGGGACGGCCCAGGUUUAACCGGAGACAAUGAACAGAUAUUGGCAAUAUUAGAUGAAAAUCCGACAACAAUGUGUGCGAACCCUGUAGGAAUUGAAUGCCAGACCGUAUCCGGCGAACCAUAUACAACACCUGGUGAAAAUGUUACUUGCUCCACCUCUCUUGGUUUCGAAUGUUUACGAGAACUAAAUGAAAAUCCCUGCUCCGAUUACAAAGUUCGUUUCUUAUGUCCAGCAAACCUUGAGCGAAGCACUACAGAAGCUACACAGAGAGCUACAAGUAAUGACUGGCAUCAACGUUUGGUGUUGCGACAAACAGGAUCUUUCUGCUAUAAGAGAAAGAAGAGCAAGAAGUCUAUUAAGAUCUGUUCUAAAGAACAUGCAUAAAACGACUGCACAACAAUGCAAUUUGCUCUUCAAUGCUCUUCAACACCUAUGUUAGAAUUGGUUUGAUCAAUUGAUUUGAUCGUUCUUUAAAUUAUCAGCACUGCCACCGACCUUGGGCUAUAGCAAGUUACUUAUAGAAUUAGAUGGAUUUUGUCAAACAUCAAAAUGGUAGUAAUGAAAAUGGAUAUUGAGGGCGUGCUGCUACAAUCGUUUAACCGUUUUCCCCUUUAGAAUCUAUAGAACAGCCAGUGGAUUAUUAAACACAAUAUAUUAAAUGCA